This is a messenger RNA of Didymodactylos carnosus, 297 nucleotides long. NCBI's taxonomy places the organism in Eukaryota, Metazoa, Rotifera, Eurotatoria, Philodinida, Philodinidae. The record is from the annotation of a GenBank genome assembly.
AUGCGAAAAACUCUGAAAGUUGUACCAUUAUUACUCGAGGCUCAGAAAGCGUUGCAAUCGUUUUUUGAUCUUUUUCUUUUGAAAAACCGUUUACCGCUUCCGACUUUGCUUGCACCGUACAUCAUCGCGUUAGUACUAGCAGCAUUUGGUGUCUGCUUACAAUUAGCAGUCCAGAUAGUGGCAAUAAGACGAAAUUUAUUGCAAGUGUAUCGUGGUGACGAUUCCGAAUUGCCACAUCGUUCAAAACUGGACAAUGUUAGCACAGCCAUGGGAAAUUUUCACUUCGCUGGUAGGUAG